ACGAUUUCACUACGAUUAUCACGAGAGGGAGACUGAGACAGAGACAGAGACAGAGACAGAGACAGAGACAGAGACAGAGAGAGACAGAGAGAGAGAGAGAGAGAGAGAGAGAGAGAGAGAGAGAGAGAGAGAGAGAGAGAGAGAGACUGAGACUGAGACACAGACAGAGACAGAGACAGAGAGAGAGAGCGAGAGAGAGAGGUAAGACGCUACGAUCUGGAGCAGCACUUCGACCGCCUCAUUCACAUCUGGUCUUUUAUCACAACAGGAUGCUGAGCCACUGAGCUGCGUCCCCAAUCACCUGGCCGUAUUUGUUCUGAUCGGCUGCCUUGGGAUUUGGGAGAGCGUGACCUUUAGAGAAUCGCCGAGCACAUGGAAGGAGGUCGUUUUUAUUCUUCCUUCUGAUUUUUCUGAGGAACCGUUUCGACCUAAAGUCUGCUGUGAGUUCUUCACUGCACUCCACGGGCACACACGACUUCUUUACAUUUACAACCAAGCUCACCUCUCCAACCGCCCAGCAGCCCGCCAUGUACAGCAGCAGCUACACCCACGUGCCCCGCUACAGUCUGGAGGCCCAGAAGAAGAAGCAAAUGCAGCGGUCCAAGGGCAAGAGCUGUGGCUACUACAUGCGCAUCAUCUUCUUCUUCAGCUCCCUCAUCCAGUCGCUCAUCAUCGUCAGCCUGGUGCUCUUCCUCGUCUACGGCAAGAAGACGGACUCGCCGGACUCAGGCCGCAUCGCCGACCUGGAGCAGCGCUUCAGUCGGCUCACCCUGGACAACCUAGCCCUCAAGGAGCAGAGGAAGAACCUCACCAAGGCCCUGAACGUGAGCGCCGUGGAGAGGCUGCAGAUGGACCUGGAACUGGGGAGGCUGCGCAACCUCACCAACCUCUCCUACAAUUACCUGAGCGACAUGCAAGGCAGGCUGAUUCAAUGCGAUGCUGACAAAAACAAACACGUGAGGACUAACUGUCCACAACCCAUCGGGACAAUUACCGACAGGCAAGGAGACUGCAGGACCAAGCUUCUUCUCCAGGAGGCCAGGGAGCGUGAACUACAGUCUAAAAUGAACCAGACCGUGCUGGAGUGCUCAAUCAAGAAAGAACAGCUCAACAAGGAGCGGGACGACCUCUCCUUGGAAGCCAUCGACCUGCGGAACGACCAGCAGAUGCUGCAGUCGGAGAUCACCAACUACAAGCUGCAGUGCAAGCAGGACUUUGUGGCCUCCUUGAGCGGCAUCUCCAACGUGUCCCGGGCCUUCCUGGAGAAGAUCGACUCCCUGUUCCCCGGCCACAUCGCCUUCCAGCUCACCUGCGAGAAGCAGCGGGAGAACCUGGAGCAGAUCCGCAGCAACUGCACCAGCCUGUCCCGCGCGGUGGAGGACAAGUUCCAGGGCUACCUGAACACCCUGGGCACUAAGGUCACCAACAACCUGGGUCAGAUCACCCACCUGCAGGCAGACAACCAGCGGCUGGACAAGGCCAGCAGCCUCUGCAGUGAGAACCGCAUGUGGCUGGUCCAGGAGCACCGGAAGGACCGGCAGAAAGACAAGCUCAAGUGCGACAGUGAAAUUAAGAAGCUGCUGAACGAAAAGAAGGUGCUGACCGGCGCAAAGGGGCUGCUGGAGGUCAAGACGAGCGUCAAGGAGUCGGAGAUCCGCCACCUCAAGGAGCAGAACAGGCUCCUUAAUGCCUCCUGCUCGCAAGUGAAUCAAUAUGGAAGAUCAACUAUCGGGGGAUCUAGCUCUUUUGCUGGGAAUCCCUUCAGAAUCCCUUCUUUUGGGUCAAGUGUCGGUGCUGGCUCUACUUGGUAUAAUAAUCCAGCUACCAGUGGAGUAAAUGUUGGUACAGGACAGGGCAGUACCAAUCUGGGCAAUUCCAAACCCGGCAGUUCAAGUCUAGGCAGCUCAUUGCCAUUCAGCAACGGGGUCGGCAACACCAGGUUUGGGGGAACAGCCUCACAGGGGAGUAGCUUGCCCCUCCCUGGGACUGGCCCAGGCAGCAGCGCCACCGUGGUAGGCAAGCCGCCAACAGGCUCCGCCACGAGCGGGGUGCAAGGGGCGAGUGGCACUGGUGGGCUGGGAACCGGGCAGGGGAGCACAGGGUUAGGGAGCAGAGGGUUUGGGACGGGGCAGCGGACGGGGUUAGGAAACACAGGGUUAGGGACGGGGCCGGGGACGUGGCAGCGGACGGGGUUAGGGAACACAGGGUUAGGGACAAGCGCCGUGGGACGAGGAACUGGCACUACGGGAAGCUUUGGGGGUCUUGGUGGAGGACGGACUGCUGGAUCUGGAUCACUGAUUUCAAAACACCUCGCGGAUCUGCAGCUCUACGGCAAGCCUUCAAGCACGGAGAAGAAGAGCGAAUCACCCAAGACCUCUGGCUAAUGUGCCUUCCCCAGGACAGGUUGGAGAGAUGAGAAGAUACAAAUCCCAUCUCCUCUGUCCUCCAGCCUGAGCCAAGCUCCUCACACUGAGAACACGCACACGCACACACACACACACACACACACAC
Gadus chalcogrammus (walleye pollock) is the source of this 2511-nucleotide messenger RNA. RefSeq names its product plasmalemma vesicle associated protein a (gene plvapa). Bases 528 to 2384 code for a protein of 618 amino acids. Gene Ontology annotation, biological process: regulation of vascular permeability; positive regulation of cellular extravasation. The record is from RefSeq and is a predicted model, not a curated record. NCBI's taxonomy places the organism in Eukaryota, Metazoa, Chordata, Actinopteri, Gadiformes, Gadidae. The transcript has 7 exons. Gene Ontology annotation, cellular component: caveola.